Kluyveromyces marxianus DMKU3-1042 is the source of this 3789-nucleotide messenger RNA. RefSeq names its product DNA-directed RNA polymerase (gene RPO41). The record is from RefSeq and is a predicted model, not a curated record. NCBI's taxonomy places the organism in Eukaryota, Fungi, Ascomycota, Saccharomycetes, Saccharomycetales, Saccharomycetaceae. Gene Ontology annotation, molecular function: DNA-directed RNA polymerase activity; mitochondrial promoter sequence-specific DNA binding. Gene Ontology annotation, biological process: mitochondrial transcription. Bases 1 to 3789 code for a protein of 1262 amino acids. The transcript has a single exon. Gene Ontology annotation, cellular component: mitochondrial DNA-directed RNA polymerase complex.
AUGCUAAGGAUUUCCAGGACCAGAGUUGGAUGCCGUAUGGCAUCUCGAAUCCAAGCAAGGACUCUUCAACAACCUGUGACGCAGUUAAUUUCAUGUCGGAUGAUUUCAAGUACUGCGGAAACCGAAUCUGCUGAUCUCGGUUUUGCAAAAUCAAGCAAGGCAUCUAUCCAACCAACAUUCACACCAUUUGAUGCAAGUACUGCCGGAGUUGAGGCACAAGCUAGAACUACAUAUUUCAACCUAUGGUCUCUACUUGAAGCAUGUUUAAAUUCUGGGUACAUGGACCGUGCAUUUUCAAUUUUACAGUCAUUAUAUGAAAAUAGAAUGAAUGGGAAGUUCUUUAUUAGGGAUUAUAACGAGUAUUUCUUGAAGUACAGUUCUCAAGUUGAUAAUAUUGACGCUUUACAGGAAAAGCUUUUCAAUGAUUUAAACAAGGUAUUCAAGGACGUUUCAUAUGAUGACAGAACUCUAUCUAUUUUGUUGCAUAAAUCAUUGAAUUCCAUGGAUAAGAACAUGUACUUGAAUUGCAAGAAAUUUUUGUCCAUGAAUAUCAAUGGCCAUCGUUCCGUUCUAAAAAAUAUGGAUGUCCUAACAGUAGCGGAUUACUCUGCUCUAUGCAAUGAGAUGAAAAUGGUUGACGUAUCAGAAGUCCCAGAGUCAGUGAGAUCAAUAAUCGAAAAUUCAACGGAUGAUUUGAACUCGCUAACAAAUUCCGGAGAAAAGGGUAUUGAAACCUUAAAAAAGAACGCCGUGGAGCUAAAGUCCGUUGACACAUUUGGUAUGAAGACUGUCAGAAUUUCUCUACAAGGUUUAUCAUUAUCACCAGAGCAAAGAGAAAGAAUCGAUGAAUAUUUAAGCGAUCCCAAAUUGAACCCAAUAGUUUCAAACAGUUCACAGAAGGGCAUCAACUUCUUUGAGAUUUUCAAGAACUUGAAAACCAAAGAAGACAAAGAGGCGUUUAAUGAAUUCUUAGACAUGAUUAAUAUCGAAAGACAACGUGAAUUAGAAAACCGAUCAUUUGAUGCGUCAAAGGAGCGCUGGAAGUAUGAGUUUGACCAAGCAGCUUCACAAGGUGGUCUUAAAUUAAAGAAGAACAUGAAUGUGAGACUAUGGGAAUGGUAUCAACAAAUGUUGCCAGUUGUAAAACAAGAGAUAGCAUUGUGUCAAGAAAUUCUUGAAAAGCAACAACUGGGUUCGAACAAACAGAACGUUGAUAGAGCAAAAUAUGGUCCAUACUUGCUACUAGUCCCUGCAGAAAAGAUGUGUGUUAUUACCAUUCUAGAGUUGCUAAAGUUGCAGUCCAGUGGAGGUGUUACUGAAGGUAUGAGAACAGCAAGAGCUGUUCUAUCUGUAGGAAGAUCUAUUGAAAUGGAAUUUAGAUCUGAAAAGUUGUUGAGAAGUGAGAACAAAAUGUUCAAAGAGGUUAAUAAAAGGUCACAUGAAUUCAAAAUGUUCGUGCAGAAUGCAAAAACUGCAUUAAGAAAUAUGCAUGUGGAUGAAAACAUGAUUCAAUGGCCUUCGGAUGUGAAAGCCAAAAUAGGUUCUAUUCUAGUUUCAAUGUUAAUUCAUGUGGCAAGAGUUACUGUUGAGGGUAUUGACCCAAUCACUAAAGAGAAAGUCAUUGGUGAUGCACCAGCGUUUUGUCACACUUUCCAAUACAGAUCUGGUACGAAGAUUGGUAUUCUUAAGAUACACAGAAGUUUGGUCAAUCAACUAAGUGCUGAAAGAAUGACAACAAAUGUGCAACCUCAACAUUUACCAAUGUUAGUGAGACCAAGACCUUGGACUAAUUGGAAUUCUGGUGGUUAUAACUAUUCGCAAAGUGUAUUGAUCAGAUCUCGUGACUCUCCAGAACAAAUAGCUUACAUCAAGGCUGUUUCUGAGCAAGGAUCUAUUCAAAACGUAUAUGAAGGCCUCAAUGUUUUAGGAAAUACAGCUUGGACAAUCAAUGAAAAACUUUUCAAUGUCAUUUCAGAAGUAUGGAACACAGGAGAAGAAUUCUUAGAUAUUCCUCCUUUGCAAGACAAACUCGAGCUUCCAGCUCAACCUCCCAGAUCAGCAGAUCCGUUAGUUUUAAAAGAAUGGAGAAAUAAAUGUAGGCAGCUGACUAAUGAAUUUAAAGGUUUCAAGUCUUAUCGCUGUGACUCAAAUUACAAACUAGAAAUCGCAAGAGCAUUUUUGGGUGAAAAGUUCUACUUCCCUCAUAACAUGGAUUUCAGAGGACGUGCCUACCCCUUGGCCCCUCAUUUCAAUCAUUUAGGUAAUGAUAUGACAAGAUCCCUUCUAAUAUUCUGGAAUGGUAAGAGGCUAGGGGAAAAUGGCUUGAAGUGGCUAAAGAUUCAUCUAGCCAAUUUAUACGGUAUGGAUAAAUCUUCUUUUGAGGAAAGAGUAGCAUUCGCUAAUGCUCAUUUCGAUGAUAUCAAAGAUUCAGCAGAAAACCCACUUGGAGGGAAACGUUGGUGGACGAAGGCUGAUAAGCCAUGGCAAUUAUUAGCCACAUGUAUUGAAUUGAAUGAAGCGAUGAAGCUCGACAAUCCUGAAGACUUCAUCUCUCACCAACCAGUUCACCAGGAUGGUACUUGUAACGGAUUACAGCACUAUGCUGCCCUUGGUGGUGAUAUUGAAGGUGCAAGACAGGUCAACCUAGUUCCAAGUGAUCGUCCUCAAGACGUGUAUGCAUUUGUCGCCAAACUGGUUAGUGAAAGAUUAAGGAAGGCAGCAGAAGCCGGGGAUGAAAGCGCAUUGAAACUAAAGGAUUUGGUUUCAAGAAAGGUUGUUAAAAGAACUGUCAUGACCAAUGUGUACGGUGUUACUUUCGUUGGUGCUGCAGAUCAGAUCAUGAAGGAAUUGGAUGGUUAUUUUGAUAAUCCAGAAGAAAGUAACGAAUUAUCUAGGUAUUUGGCAAAACACGUUUUUGCUUCUAUCCGUGAACUAUUCCAUGCUGCUCAUUUAAUUCAAGAUUGGCUAGGGGAAUGUGCUAAGAAGAUUUCCAAGUCUAUAAGGUUGGACUUCAACCAAAGCGACUCUAAAACGAUUAAUAGCACUGAUCUGAUGACAUCUGUUAUAUGGACUUCGCCAUUGGGCUUACCAGUUGUUCAACCAUACAGAGAUCUAAAGAAAAAACAAGUUCAAACCAAUUUGCAAACGGUUUUCAUCACAGAUCCUUUUGCUAUAAAUCCUAUAAACCCAAGAAGACAACAGGCAGGUCUUCCUCCUAACUUCAUUCAUUCUUUAGAUGCAUCUCAUAUGCUUCUUUCUGCUAUCCAAUGUGGUAAGGCUGGUUUAGACUUUGCCGCAGUUCACGACUCUUACUGGACUCAUGCCUGCGACGUUGAUGAUAUGAACUUCCUAUUGAGACAAGAGUUCAUCAAUUUGCAUAAAAUAGAUUUAAUUGAAAGAUUAAAGAAUGAAUUUGACGAAAGAUACAGAGACUAUUUAGAAAUCGUAAAAAUCCGUAGGGAUUCUGAUCUCGGUAAAAAGAUAUUAGAAAUACGUUCUGAAUUUGCGAAAAAGGAGGGAAGAAACAUGACUAUUGCAGAUGAAAUUAAGAUGGAAAAGAUGAGAGUGGAUCUGUUGAGAUCUGAAGAUCCUGAAGAGCAGAGGAAGGGUAGGGAAAUGGUGACUUCAGUGUCAUGUACUCUUGAUUACGAUAUAAAGGAGGAAGAAAACAAAACUAAAAAUAAGGUUUCACAAAUCACUAUACUUACACCUUUAAGACUCCCUGAAAUCCCUCCAAAGGGUAACUUUGAUGUUGAAGAGUUGAUGAACAGUAAAUACUUCUUCUCUUAG